Molecule: messenger RNA, 1368 nt
Organism: Closterium sp. Naga37s-1
Lineage: Eukaryota; Viridiplantae; Streptophyta; Zygnematophyceae; Desmidiales; Closteriaceae
Source: the annotation of a GenBank genome assembly
AUGGCGUUCGGCGAUCCCGAGGCGGUGCGGGUGACGGGGGAGGUGCUGCUGAGUGCGGACGAGUCGCACUUAUUCAGCACGCUCAGGGACGUGGUGUCGCACUAUGGAUUGGGAACACAGCUCCGGGUGGCGGGAGGAUGGGUGCGCGAUAAGCUGAUAGGGCGGGACUGCAUAGACAUCGACAUAGCUCUUGACAACCUGCUGGGGAGGGAAUUCGCAGAGAAGGUCACGGAAUAUCUUAAGGAGCGAGGGGAGACGGUGCGGGGCGUGGGGGUCAUUCAGAAGAACCCCGACCAGUCAAAGCACCUGGAGACGGCAACAAUGAUGAUUCACGGCAUGUGGAUUGACUUUGUGAACCUCAGGGCAGAGGAGUAUGCACACGAUUCCAGGAUCCCUCACUCCAUUGAGUUUGGGACGGCAGAGGAGGAUGCGCUGAGGAGGGACUUGACGAUCAACAGCAUGUUUUACAACAUCAGCACGGAGCAUGUGGAGGACCCCACUGGGCGAGGAAUCGCCGACCUGAAUGGGGGUGUCAUCCGCACGCCUCUCCCACCCCACCAGACCUUUCUAGACGACCCUCUCCGAGUGCUUCGGGCGAUCAGGUUCGCUGCCCGAUUCGGCUUCUCAUUGGACGAGGAAUUGCGGAUAGCUGCAGCUUCGGAGGAGGUUCGGGCAGCGUUGGGAAACAAAGUCAGCAAAGAGAGGAUUGGGAAAGAGGUAGAGCUGAUGCUCAAGUCCCGUGACCCCUAUGCGGCCAUCUCCCUCGUGGUCGACCUCAACCUCUUCCCCACCGUCUUCCCACUCCCCCACGCCCCCUCGCACACUGCCGACGUGCCUCCUGACGACGAGUUACCCGGCCUUUGUGAAGCAUCGUUUGCAGCCACUUGCACGCGCCUGCACCAGUGGGAGCAACGCCUGCCCCAGGCUCUGAUUGAUCACGCGUCGGACCUGCGAGUGGGGCUGCUGCUGGCGGCGCUGCUGAUGCCUCUCAGGCACGCGCACUACCUGGAUAGGAAGAAGAAGGAGGUGCCAUUCGCACAACACAUCGUCUUGGACUCACUCAAGCUCAAACGAGCCUACGCUGACAUGGCAGGUGCCCCCACCCUGUAUACUGACGCGGCAGGUGCCCCCACCCUGUAUGCUGACGCGGCAGGUGCCCCCACCCUGUAUGCUGACGUGGCAGGUGGCCUCACCCUGUAUGUUGAUGUGGCAGGUGCUCCCACCCUGUAUGCUGACGUGGCGUGUCCCCCCACCCUGUAUGCUGACGUGGCGUGUCCCCCCCACCCUGUGGUGCUGCUGCAUGCAGCAGCGGAGGAUUUCACUGCCCUAGCGCCCCUGCUGGCCACAGCAGCAGCAGAGGGAGCAUAG